Molecule: messenger RNA, 3678 nt
Organism: Apus apus (common swift)
Lineage: Eukaryota; Metazoa; Chordata; Aves; Apodiformes; Apodidae
Gene: AKAP10
Product: A-kinase anchoring protein 10
Exons: 15
Coding region: 167-2230 (687 amino acids)
Biological process (GO): intracellular protein localization
Cellular component (GO): plasma membrane
Molecular function (GO): protein kinase A binding
Source: RefSeq, a predicted model, not a curated record
CGGUUGUUGACAAGAUGGCGGCCGCGGGCGCCUCGGCGGGAGGACGGGGCGGAGGGAGCGGCGGCGGCGGGCGGAGGAACGAGGCUCAUUCCUAGGGAGCCGGGCUCGCUGCCCGCCGGCCCCCCCCCCCCCGCCCCAGCGGCCGCCUCGCCCCCUCCCCGGCACCAUGUCGUUCUUCAGGCGGAAAGGCCGGGGGGCGGCGGGCGGGAGGCCCGGGCCUGAGGGGCGGCUGCCGCCCUCCUCUCCCGCCCGGCAGCUCAGCGCGGCCCCGCCGGGCACGGCCGCCCGGGAGGAAGCUCGGCCCGUGAGGAGCGGGCUCCUCGCAGACGACGUGAAAGGCAAAGAACAAGAAAAGCCCACAGAUGUGAAAGCAAUUAAAACUCCAGUACCAGUACAUUCCCCUCAAAGAAGCACUAGAAAUCAUGCCUUGCUGGAGGCUGCAGGACCAAGCCAUGUGGCAAUCAAUGCCAUCUCUGCCAACAUGGACUCAUUUUCCAGCAGUCGGACGGCUGCCCUCAAGAAGCAGCCAAGUCACAUGGAAGCUGCUCAUUUUGGAGACUUAGGCAGAUCCUGUCUGAAUUAUCAGGCUGAGGAGACCAAAUCAAGCCUUUCCAAGACCCUGGAACAAGUUCUGCAGGACAGUGUAGCCCUCCCUUAUUUUAUCCAGUUCAUGGAGCUGCGCAGGAUGGAACACUUGGUGAAGUUUUGGUUAGAGGCUGAAAGCUUCCACUCCACAACGUGGUCCCGCAUCAGAGCACACAGCCUGAACACCGUGAAGCAGAGCUCGUUGGCAGAGCCAGUGUCACCUUCCAAACAGCAGGAAAUGGCAUCCUCUUCUCCAACUGGAUUGCUUGAGGAGAGGCUGGAGGAUUCUAGCACAGUCCAUCUGCUCAGGACCAAGCCAGGGACUUCGGACAAGAAUAACAGGACUGGCCACAGCCAGAACCACGUGCUCUCGGGGCAGGAGAGUGACAAUACCAGUGUUCUUUGCCUAAGAAAAUCUGAGACAGGGACCCAUUCUGUUCCAGCUGAUCAGCAAGAAUCUUCCAAGCUUACAGGAUCAAAUAGAAACAGCCCCUCCUCUGCACUAAAAGACUUGUCAGGAAAACUAAUGAAAAGUAUAGAACGGGAUGCAGUUAGUACUUUUACCAAAUAUAUUUCUCCAGAUGCUGCUAAACCAAUACCUAUUACAGAAGCAAUGAGGAAUGACAUAGUUGCAAAGAUUUGUGGGGAAGAUGGACAAGUGGAUCCGAACUGUUUUGUCACAGCACAGUCAAUAGUGUUUAAUGCAAUGGAACAAGAGCACUUUAGUGAGUUUUUGAGAAGUCAUCAUUUCUGUAAAUACCAGAUCGAGGUGCUGACUAGUGGGACUGUUUAUCUGGCUGACAUACUUUUCUGUGAAUCAGCCCUCUUCUAUUUCUCUGAGUACAUGGAAAAGGAAGAUGCAGUUAAUGUGUUGCAGUUCUGGUUGGCAGCAGAUAACUUCCAGUCUCAACUUGCUGCCAAAAAAGGCCAGUAUGAUGGGCAAGAAGCACAGAAUGAUGCCAUGAUUUUAUAUGACAAGUACUUCUCCCUUCAAGCCACCCACCCUCUUGGGUUUGACGACUCAGUGAGGCUGGAGAUUGAAUCCAACAUCUGCAGGGAAGGUGGUCCUCUCCCCAACUGUUUCACUACCCCCUUGCGGCAGGCGUGGACCACCAUGGAGACGGUUUUUUUACCUGGCUUCUUGUCCAGCAACCUUUACUACAAAUACUUGAAUGAUCUCAUCCAUUCAGUACGAGGAGAUGAAUUUCCAGGAGGGAAUAUUGCACUGAGUAUUCAUGGCCCCAGUAGCUCUCCAGACAGCGAUUCCAUUGGGGGCCAGGAUGGCUCUGCCUCCCAGUCCAAUGUCAAAAAGGCUAAUAUUAAAAUCCUGAAAAAUUUUGAUGAAGCAAUAAUUGUAGAUGCUGCAAGUCUGGAUCCAGAAUCUUUGUAUCAACGAACAUAUGCAGGGAGGAUGACAUUUGGACGAGUCAGUGACCUGGGACAGUUUAUCAGAGAAUCUGAACCAGAGCCUGAUGUCAAAAAAUCAAAAGGGUCCAUGUUUUCACAAGCAAUGAAGAAAUGGGUUCAAGGAAACACAGAUGAGGCUCAGGAGGAGAUGGCCUGGAGGAUCGCGAAGAUGAUCGUCAACGACGUGAUGCAGCAGGCGCAGUGUGAGCAGCCCUGGGAGAGGGCAACCAAGCUAUGAUUUUAGAAACACCAGAACAGGAAAUCUGGUUUUCUGCUUCGAGAAUGAGUGAACUUUCCCUCUUGGUGGAUUCUUUAACACAGCCAAUAAAAACAAAGCACUGUUACUCCAACCACUGAGAUCUCCCUUCUUUGUAAGAAAGAAUGGAAAGGAAGCAAUCCUGUCCCUACACUGCAGAGCAUGAAGAAACACUUUCCCUGCUGCAUGUGGCAUUCACAAUGAUGAUGGUUUUUAAAGAGAUGAAGAUACAGUUCAUGGAUGUGUCACUGAGAAACUGUGAUUGACUUCACAGAUCCCUGACCCUGUCUCAAAAAGACUUUUAAGCAAAAUAUCUGGAACAGGACACAAGCCACAACAAAGAGGGGAAGGUUUUGCUGUAGUUUCUAGUUCUACUGCUUGUAAUUUUUAGACACAAAAUUGAAAAGGCUGUGGGGAACGUCCCCCACGUUGGCCCUUUGGGAAGUUAAUGUGAAAGGGUGGAUUCAUGGGCAGUGAGUGACCUGACGAAGUUCUAGGUUUUAUUUUUCCUUACUUGAAAUAGAUGCGUAUUCAACUGUAAGAUAAAUGUGUUUUCCUUCAUAACUACAUUAACUCUGAAGGCAGCACAGAGUGAUCAGGAGUGAGGCCUGGGCACUGGGGCUCUCCCUGUUGAGCUCUUACAGCUGCAGACACAAGCCCUGCUCCCAGCACAGAGCAGACUGGGAAGCUGAUGUGCACUGGUGCAUCCCUCUGCUCCCAAGCCCCAGCUCCCCCUGCAGCCCACCUGCUGAGGAGGUUGUACCCUCUAGACUGCUCCAUUUUUCUUUCCUCUCCAUCCCAUGAGCAAGGAAAAAGUAAUUGCUGCCAUUCUCCAUUGCUUGUUGUCCUCCAACCAACAUAGUAUCUAAUUCCAGGUGUUUGGUUUACAAAGAAAAAUAAUUUUUAAUUACCUCUGUCCCUUUCCCUGAUGUCAACACUUGCAAAAACCCUUAGUUUAAAUAAAGAAAAAAAAAAAAGCCACCAUGUCACACAGCACCUCUAUUUUAUUUUUUCCAGUGAAUUGAUUUUUGCAGGAUCUCAGAAGUACCUGGUGUGUCCCUGUUAUGUUAUGGCUGCAUCCCUAGUAUGCAACACUUCUAUUUGGGGUUUUUUAUUAUACUCCUAUGAUUGCUUUUUCCUCAAACUUGUGCAAAAAAAAAAAAAAAAUCACUUUGCAAAGAACUUAAAUCAUCUCCAAUGUUGAAAAUAUCUUGAUUGACUAACAAGUGUUUUUCUGUUGCAAUAUUUGAUUGUAUAGAGACACUCUUGUCUGCAAAAAAAGGCUGUGUGUAGUUUUUUGGUACUAUGUACCACCUCUUAUUUCUCUCAUGCCCAAGUAUUCAUGUACUUAAAACAUACUCUAUUUAAUUGUGUUUUGAUUUAAAAUAUAUAAAUAUUAAAAUUUGUGUCAGUUUUCUGUUUUAAGGGGA